Drosophila takahashii is the source of this 1978-nucleotide messenger RNA. It is a transcript of the gene SdhAL, whose product is annotated as Succinate dehydrogenase, subunit A (flavoprotein)-like. The record is from RefSeq and is a predicted model, not a curated record. NCBI's taxonomy places the organism in Eukaryota, Metazoa, Arthropoda, Insecta, Diptera, Drosophilidae. Gene Ontology annotation, molecular function: succinate dehydrogenase (quinone) activity; flavin adenine dinucleotide binding; electron transfer activity. Gene Ontology annotation, biological process: mitochondrial electron transport, succinate to ubiquinone; tricarboxylic acid cycle.
CGGAGCUUCAGCGAAAAUGAAUCGGCUGUUCGCCAAAAGGACCGCCGCCCGUCCCAUGACCAGGAUCCUUCUAGGAUCAUCGGUGAGUCGCCCGUUUCGAGUUACCUGCGUCAGGGACUCCAGCUGCAAGGACGAGUACUCGCUGACCGAUCACAAGUACGAUGCGAUUGUGAUUGGAGCCGGCGGCGCGGGAAUGCGGGCGGGAUUCGGUCUGGCGGAGAAGGGCUUCAGGACGGCCAUGAUCUCGAAGCUCUUCCCCACCCGAUCGCACACGGUGGCCGCCCAGGGCGGCGUGAAUGCGGCCCUCUCGAAUAUGGACAAGGACGACUGGAAGUACCACUUCUACGACACGGUCAAGGGCAGCGAUUGGCUGGGCGAUCAGAACGCGAUCCACUACAUGUGCCGGGAGGCGGCGAAGGCGGUCUAUGAGCUGGACAUGUACGGAAUGCCCUUCUCACGGAAGCCCGACGGGAAGAUCUACCAGCGACCCUUUGGGGGUCAGACCUUGGAGUAUGGCAAAGGUGGGGUGGCCAGAAGGGCGUGCGCCUGCGCAGAUCGCACGGGCCACGCCCUCAUCCAUACGCUCUACGGACAGACGCUGAAGCACUCAGAUUGCUGCCACUACUUCGUGGACUACUUCGUCCUGGAUCUCAUCAUGUCGGCGCAGGGCAGCUGCGUGGGCUGUCUGGCCUGGAAACUGGACGAUGGGACCUUCCAUCGGUUUUUGGCCAACAACACGGUGGUGGCCGCCGGCGGCUGUGGUCGGGUUUACUUCUCCACCACCGCCGGACACACGUGCACGGGUGAUGGAAAUGCCUGGGUGUCGCGGCAGGAGUUGCCCCUCAUGGACAUGGAGUUUGUGCAGUUCCACCCGACGGGCAUCUACGGCGCCGGUUGCCUGAUCACCGAAGGUGUUCGCGGCGAGGGCGGCUUCUUUCUGAACGCCAAGGGAGAGCGCUUCAUGGAGCGGUAUGCGCCCAAGGCCAAGGAUCUGGCCUCCCGGGAUGUGGUGGCCCGGGCCAUGACCAUGGAGGUCCUGGCCGGCAACGGUUGCGGUCCGCUCAAGGAUCACGUGCACCUGCAGCUCCACCACAUCGAUGCGGAGAUCAUCAGGCAGCGGCUGCCGGGCAUUCUGGCCACCGCCAAGAUCUUUGCCAAGGUGGACGUGACCAAGGAACCGGUGCCGGUGCUACCCACUGUGCACUACAACAUGGGCGGCAUACCGACGGAUCACAGGGGCCGAGUGAUCACCGUGGAUGAGAACGGGCGGGAGCAGGUGGUCAAGGGGCUGUACUCAUGCGGCGAAACGUCCUGUGCCUCGGUGCACGGAGCCAAUCGCUUGGGGGCCAACUCCCUGCUCGACUUGAUUAUUUUCGGACGCGUUUGUGCCUUGGACAUUGCCGAGAACAGCUGUCCGGGUGAUAAGCCACCACAGGUGGAGGACAAGGCGACGGAUAGGUCGAUGGAGAACUUCAAGUGCCUGCGCAGCGCCAAAGGAUGUACUCCCACUGCCGCUUUAAGGAUCGAACUGCAGCGGACCAUGACCAAACAUGCGGCUGUUUUCCGCGAAGGGAAACUCCUCAAGGAGGGUCUGCUCAAGGUCGCCGCGCUGUGCGAGCAGUUCAAGGACGUCAAGGUCACCGAUCGCACGCUGGUGUGGAACACCGAUCUGGUCGAGACCCUGGAGCUGCAGAAUAUGCUCGCCAAUGCGGUGCACAUCAUAGCGGCCAUGGAGAAUCGCAAGGAGUCGCGGGGAUCGCAUGCUCGCGAGGAUUUCACGAAGCGCGAGGACGAACUGGACUACGGGGCACCGAUGGCCGGGCAGAAAAAGAAGCCCAUGGAGGAGCAUUGGCGCAAGCACACCAUGACCUUCGCCCUGGGCAACAAGGGCUGCGCCUCGAUCAAAUAUCGACCGGUGGUGGACACCACUUUGGACGACUCGGUGGCUCCCAUUCCACCUGCUCCGCGCACCUACUGA